Molecule: messenger RNA, 4112 nt
Organism: Sorex araneus (European shrew)
Lineage: Eukaryota; Metazoa; Chordata; Mammalia; Eulipotyphla; Soricidae
Gene: AGBL1
Product: AGBL carboxypeptidase 1
Exons: 24
Coding region: 1-3192 (1063 amino acids)
Biological process (GO): protein side chain deglutamylation; proteolysis; C-terminal protein deglutamylation
Molecular function (GO): zinc ion binding; metallocarboxypeptidase activity
Source: RefSeq, a predicted model, not a curated record
AUGCAGGGGCCCACACAGGGUUGCUCAGACGGGGCGUCCAUCCUGGCCAUCCUGCAGGUGCUUGAGGACCUGCUGUCUGUGGGCACGGAGCGCAGGACCCGCUACCUCGUGGACAAGGGCGGCAGCGAGGCGCUUCUGCGGACCCUGGUGAAUGCAGCCCGGACGGCGCGGCCUGACUAUACCGUCCUCCUGCCCCUCUGCCGGCUGCUGGCCCGAGUGGGCCUCCGAGAUAAGAAGUUUGGCCAGAAGGCCCUGGCUCUGGAGGCCCUGGACGUCACCCUGAUUCUGGCCAGGAAGAACCUGACCCACGGCCAGAACCUCCUGCACUGUCUGUGGGUGCUGCGAGCCUUUGCCGUGAGCGUGCCCACGGGAGCCAUGCUGGGCAUCAACGGAGCCAUGGAGCUGCUGUUCCAGGUCAUCAGCCCCUACACGCCGAGGCACACGCGGCUCAUCAGGGCAGCCGCCGAGAUCCUGGCCCAGCUGCUGAGAUCCAGAUCCAACAUCCGCCGGGCAGUGAAUCGGGGCUCUGUGGCCACCCUGCUCCAGCUGUAUCAGGACUGGCACGAGCACGACCAGGCCGACGCCUUCGUGCCCAUCCGCCGGGCGCUCCUGCUGUGUCUGCGGCACGUGGCCGCCCUGCGCUCGGGCCGGGAGGCCUUGCAGGCGGCCCAGGGCCUGGAGCUGCUCUUCAGGACCACGCAGACCUGCCUGGCCGAGAGCCGCGCGGAGCCGGUGGUGGCCGUGGGGCUGCAGGUCCUCAGACAGUGUUACCCCAGGAGUGCCUUACCCCUGCUCACGCCCUGCAGCGCUUACACCUUCUCGGGGCCUGGGAGCAGCCCCCCAGAACCCACCCAGGGCCUCUCUGAAGAGGAUCUCGAAGAUGAUGAUGGCGGUGAUGAGGAUGAAGUGGACAUAGACCCGGAUUCUGAGGAUGCCAGAGAAGAAGAUGAUGACUUGGAAACCGACGUGAGGAGGCUGAGCUCCGAGCCGGCUCUGGACUGGCCUGAGGAGGGGCUGGAGCAGUACGCGGCCCUGUGCCCCGAGCUCUCCUGCCGCCUCGAGGAGCUGCUGCCCAUGCCCGCGGUCAGCUGGGACUGCCACGAGGGACGGUGUGCCCAGGACCCCAGCCCUGGGGGGGAGCAGAGAGAAGGCAGGGUGCAGACCCCACUUCCGGGCGAGGGGCCAUCAGGGCGAGGCGCCGCGUGCCCGGCCUCCGGGAAGAGAUCCACGGCCACACCGAGCGGCACCGCACAGCCUGACGAGCCUGGGACAGACACGCCCAGGAAGGAGGCCCCCGACACGCGGGCUUCCCUCAGAGGGGACGCUUGGGACAUGAGUGCCGGGACCACGCCACCCGUGCUGGAGGAGCUCCUGCAGACGCAGCCCCAGCGGACCCCCUUCCACGACCCCCGACUCUAUGCGUGUAAAGCCAGGGACACCCGCUCUGUGGCCAACUUCCAGCGGAUGGCGUUUCCUGACGUGUGGGGCCACCGGCCGCUGCCCACUGCCCAGGCCAUGCUGGGGCGCAGACGUGGCGUCCAGAGGGGGCGGAUCCUGGAGGACCUGCGGAGACUCCUGCAGCCCGGGGACAUCGUCAACCACGUGGUCUUCAGCCUCGAUGAGCCUCGGUCCCCCAGUGCAGUCGCCGGAGCUCUGCACUUCUUCUCAGGGUUCGAGUCGGGAAACCUCCGCAAGGCCAUCCGGGUGCGCGAGUACGUGUUCGAGUAUGACCUGCUGGUGAACCCGGAUGUGAAUAGCACCCAGCACCAGCAGUGGUUCUACUUCCGGGUCAGCGGUAUGCGGGCAGCUGUGCACUACCGUUUCAACAUCCUCAACUUCGAGAAGCCCAACAGCCAGUUCAACUAUGGGAUGCAGCCCACCCUCUUCUCAGUGAAGGAGGCCCUCCGGGGCGGACCCUCCUGGACCCGGGUGGGGGACGAGAUCUGCUAUUACAAGAACCAUUACCGCCGGAGCGCCUCCUCGGCCUACUACACGCUCACCUUUGCUGUCUCCUUCCCUCACGAGGAUGACGCCUGCUACCUGGCCUCCCACUUCCCCUACACCUACUCGGCCCUCAUGACUCACCUCGACCUCCUGGAACAGAGCGUGGACCCCAGGCAGGUCUACUUCCGGCGGGAGACGCUCUGCCGGACGCUGGGGGAGAACGCCUGCCCCUUGGUGACCAUCACGGCCAUGCCCGAGGGGCCCGGCGGGGCCCACCUGGACCAGCUCCGGCAGCGUCCGUGCCACGUGCUCACGGCCCGCGUGCACCCCGGGGAGAGCAACGCCAGCUGGGUGAUGAAGGGGGCCCUGGAGUUCCUGGUCAGCAGCGACCCUGUGGCGCAGCUCCUGAGGGAGACCUUCAUCUUCAAGCUCGUCCCCAUGCUCAACCCGGACGGGGUCAUCAACGGCAACCACCGGUGCUCACUGCGCGGGGAGGACCUGAACAGAUGCUGGCUGACGCCCAGCGCCCAGCACCAGCCCACCGUCCACCACGCCAAGGGCCUGCUGCACUACCUGAGCCGCCGGGGCCACCGACCUGUGGUCUUCUGUGACUUCCACGGACACUCGCAGAAGAAGAACGUGUUCAUCUACGGCUGCAGCGCCCAGGAGACCCUGUGGCAGGCGGGCUCCCCUGUGGGCACCGGGGCCCUGGAGGAGGAUGGCAGCUACCGGGUGCUGCCCCAAAUCCUCGACAAGCUCGCCCCGGCCUUCACCUUGAGCAGCUGCAGCUUCCUGGUGGAGAAGUCGCGGGCGUCCACGGCCCGGGUGGUGGUGUGGCGAGAGCUGGGAGUGGUCAGGAGCUACACCAUGGAGGCCAGCUACUGCGGCUGCAACCAGGGCCUCUACCAGGGCCUCCAGCUGGGGACGCGGGAGCUGGAGGAGAUGGGCGCCGUGUUCUGCCGGGGCCUCCUCCUCCUGGAGCUGCAGUCCGCGGGCUGCAGCCGCCAGCUCCUGGGCCGUGCGGCCACCGUGCUGGGCAGCGCCGAGAAGGAGGUGCUGGAGCAGCUGCAGGGCUGCUCGAGCGGCAGCGGCCACACCCUGGACCUGGAUGACGAGCCUGCCUGCGCGGAGGAGAUCGACUACGGCCCGGACGGCGACUCCGACCAGCCGGAGACCUUCUUGGAGCUGGACCAGCAGAUCCAGGCGUGCGCCUGGCCUGAGGAUGAGGAGUCGGGGCCCGGCCGCUAAGCCGCCCCCUAGGCCGGCUGCACCCUGGACACGGGCACGUGGCUCUGUCGCCACCAGACUCGCGGCCACUGCAGGUGACACGGCAGCUUGGCGUGCGGCCCUGCCCCGGGCUGCGUCCCAUAGAGACUUUCCGAGAGGUGUUUUGGUGGGUUCUGGGUGCGUGUGCCCGAGAGAUUGCCCUGGGCAGCUCAGCCUGCGGAGACCCCGGCAGGGAUGAAGCAUCCCUCAUGCGAGCAUGUACCCACCUGGGCCUUGUAGCUCCUCAGAGCCCCAGGUCGUCCCCCUGCUGCCCCAGUCAUGGCCAGGGCGUGGGUCCGUGGCGAGGAGCGAGAGAGGGGUCGGGCCCCCCUGAAUGAGGGCGCUGCUCCUUCCCCAUGUGGGCGGAGGCAAGGUGGGGGCACUGUGAGGUUGGGUCUCCCCAAAGCUCGUGCCCCUGCCAUGGGCACACAGGAUGCCCAUCUCCUCCCUUCUUUGUUCUCCCCUUCUCCCACUCCUCCCUGUCUUACCUCCUUCCCCCUCCCUCUGUUGCCUCUUCCCCACCCUUCCCUACUUUCCUUUCCUUCACUUUUCCCUCCGUCCUUCCUCUCCUGCCUUUCUUCCGUCCCCUCACUCUCCCUGUGCCACCGGCUGCACCCGGGGGGCCGCCCCUGGCCUGCCCUGUGUAGAUGGUGGCCAGCUCUCAGCCAAGGCUGUUUCACAGAACUGGGCUAUAUAUACCAUUUCUCCUCUGGGCCUAAGCGGGGCUGCUGAAGCACCAGCCCUUUGCACCUGCAUCCCAGUCAGCAGCCAGAGAGAGAGAAAAAACUCUGGUGUUCUGUAUUUGAAACGUGCUUAACUGACCGCUCAGCUGGCUGGCUGUGUCUGCGCCAUCUGAGGGAGCCCGGUGGGAGAGUGGCGAGAGUGGUGAUGCAGGGUUGGGG